CGCCUUCAACUUGCAUGGUCGCGUGCUCCUUUCUGUCAAGCAUACAUCCCCCCGCUUGAGUCCAUGUUGGAGUGCUCCUCUUGAUACUGCUCUGGACUGCACACUGACCCACAUGCAAAGCUGAAAGACCUGGCGCGAAGGCGCAGCGAUCAUGGCAAGCUCGCGUGCUGCGCGAAGCCUGCAAAGGCUUGCCCUUAACGCACCUCGGACUGCUGCAAGCAGGAUAACCCAACAUUUCAUUCCAGCGUCGACGUACUGCUACCACAAACCCCGGUACUUCGCAGUAUCAGGCCGCCGAUGUCUUGCGGAGGCGACAGAUGCUUUCCCGUCUCAGCUAGCCAACACACCUCCCGAACUCUUGUCACGUCCGGUUUCUACGCCUACUAUCCCUCAGACCUUGACUGAGAAGAUUGUACAGAGGUACAGUCAAGGGCUGGGCGACGGCAAGUUUGUCAAAUCUGGCGACUAUGUGACACUGGCACCGCAUCGUUGCAUGACCCACGACAACUCAUGGCCCGUUGCCACAAAGUUCAUGUCGAUAGGCGCAAGCAGAAUCCACGACCCGCACCAAAUCGUUAUGACCCUCGAUCAUGAUGUGCAGAACAAGAGUGACAAGAAUCUGAAGAAGUACAGUCAGAUCGAGGAGUUUGCUCGCACUCAAGGCGUAGACUUCUACCCUGCUGGUAGAGGCAUUGGGCACCAGAUCAUGGUCGAGGAGGGCUAUGCAUGGCCUGGUACCAUGGCGGUGGCGAGUGACAGUCACAGCAAUAUGUACGGUGGUGUUGCAUGCUUGGGAACACCUGUGGUGAGGACGGAUGCCGCCUCCAUCUGGGCAACUGGCCGGACAUGGUGGCAGAUCCCUCCAAUUGCCAGAGUGAACUUUACUGGUAUCCUACCGGAAGGCGUGACGGGCAAGGAUGUCAUUGUAGCUUUGUGUGGACUGUUCAACAAUGACGAAGUCCUUAAUCAUGCCAUUGAGUUUACCGGUGACGCCACCACAAUGCGUAGCUUGCCCGUUGAUGAUCGCUUAGCCAUCGCGAACAUGACCACCGAAUGGGGCGCGCUGUCUGGCCUUUUCCCGAUCGAUGAUGUACUGAGAGGCUGGUUACGGUUCAAGGCUACGGAAGCGAGCAUGUACAAGUCGCCCUCUCCGACUGCGAGUCUGACGAGCGAACGGUUUAACCAUCAGAGACUGGACGAGUUAUUUGCCAACCCGCUUACAGCCGACAAGGGCGCACGAUACGCUAAGGAGCUGUUUCUUGACCUCUCCACACUGAGUCCGUACGUGUCCGGCCCCAACUCUGUAAAGGUGGCGACACCGUUAGCGGAGCUGGAACAGCAAGACAUCAACAUCGACAAAGCGUACCUUGUGUCAUGUACCAACAGCAGGAGAAGCGACAUUGCGGCCGCCGCUAAAGUCUUCAAGAAUGCUUCAACCACCGAUACCGAUGGCAAGGUCACACCUGCCAAGAUCGCUGAAGGCGUCAAAUUCUACAUCGCUGCAGCCUCAUUACCCGAGCAACAAGCGGCAGAAGAGCAGGGCGACUGGCAAGCCUUGCUGGAUGCUGGCGCACAACCCCUCCCGUCCGGCUGCGGACCGUGCAUUGGGCUAGGCACCGGACUGCUCGAGCCUGGAGAGGUAGGCAUUUCGGCUUCCAAUCGCAACUUCAAGGGUCGUAUGGGUAGCACUGAUGCGAAAGCAUACCUGGCCUCGCCGGAAGUUGUUGCAGCGAGCGCACUUACUGGCAAGAUUGCCGGACCAGGCUGGUACCAGCGGCCGGAAGGCUGGAAUGGCGUGAGUAACGGCGAGGGUGAUGGUAUAGAAGAAGCAGACCGUAUGAUCUCGAUAGAGGACGCACUUGACAAGCUCGUACGUGAAGCGGAGGAGGCCGUCAAAGAAGGUGAAAGCCGCCUUGCCAGCUCAACCGAGGGUGCUGCGACGGGCGGCAUGUCGAGCUCUCUGCCGCUGCACGCUAACACCGCAAGUGAAGCAAGAGAAAUGACACUGACGGAGAUUCUGCCCGGAUUCCCGGAGAAGGUCACAGGCGAGAUUGUUUGGUGCAAUGCGGACAACGUCAAUACCGACGCCAUCUAUCCCGGCAAGUACACAUAUGACGACGCUUUCUCCUCCGAUCCUGCUAAGAUGGCCACCGUCACUAUGGAGAACUAUGAUCCGAACUUCACCUCCGUUGCUAAGGCGGGCGACAUCCUGGUCAGCGGCUUCAACUUUGGCUGCGGAAGCAGCAGAGAGCAGGCCGCCACCGCCAUCCUAGCCAAGGGCAUUCCGCUUGUAGUAGCAGGCAGCUUUGGCAACAUCUUCAGCCGUAAUAGCAUCAACAACGCGUUAAUGGGCGUCGAAGUGCCCAAGCUCAUUGAGCGCUUACGAGCUGCUUUCUCCGGCAAGACUGCUUCGGCGACAGGUCAAGCGGGCAAAGCAGCCAUCACGGAGCCAUCCGAGAAUUGGCAGAGUCUGGACUCACCACCACCGGCUCCUCAAUCGAAGCUGGAGAAGCAGGACUUGACUGUGAGGACUGGCUGGACGUUUACGUGGGAUGUGCGGCGGAGUCAGGUCGUUGUCAGGGAAGGCGAGGGCGGCCAGGAGUGGACGCAGAAGGUUGGUGAGUUGCCGCCCAAUGUACAGGAGAUCAUUGCUAGGGGCGGGUUAGAAAAGUGGGUGCAGAAGGAGAUCGCUCCAGGCUUGUGAGUGACUGAAUACUUCAUGUCGGUGCAUUGCAUAGCGUCAGGCGUUGCUUAAGCUCUUGAGCAGCGAGCGAGUUUCCCAGCAAGCGUGCUGACUCCGGACCAAGUUUCUGUGAUAUAUUGCGACGAGAAACCUGCCUACCCAAUGAAUCACUGGUGCCACAGUUCCCGAAUGUGUUUCUUCCGAGUCGUUUCAUGCAUGGAGUUGGCCAGGAUAUCAUUAUGAAAGGGACGCCAGCGAACGAUUGUUAGCUUCAACAUACACCGCCAGGAUGGAGUUGUUGAACACGCAGAGACAAAGCCUUUACUUGGUACCGAGUCACGAUUCGC
Messenger RNA from Baudoinia panamericana UAMH 10762, 3030 nucleotides. RefSeq lists its product as uncharacterized. Gene Ontology annotation, molecular function: homoaconitate hydratase activity; 4 iron, 4 sulfur cluster binding. NCBI's taxonomy places the organism in Eukaryota, Fungi, Ascomycota, Dothideomycetes, Mycosphaerellales, Teratosphaeriaceae. The transcript has a single exon. The coding region runs from base 152 to 2704 and encodes 850 amino acids. Gene Ontology annotation, biological process: L-lysine biosynthetic process. The record is from RefSeq and is a predicted model, not a curated record.